Molecule: messenger RNA, 436 nt
Organism: Trematosphaeria pertusa
Lineage: Eukaryota; Fungi; Ascomycota; Dothideomycetes; Pleosporales; Trematosphaeriaceae
Exons: 1
Coding region: 91-366 (91 amino acids)
Source: RefSeq, a predicted model, not a curated record
GUGGCUAGGUCGGAGCAGUUGUAGAUGCAAAGCAGUGAGCUAGCUUCCCGUUGGGCUCUCCUGCCUGCACAGAGCUCAGUAUACUAGGUGAUGUCCGUUCGAGGGCUGGAAAGGCUGAUAAAGCUAGCCUACAGCGCGGAGGAGCAGCGCGCUCGUGCAGAGGACGGUGGCGGGAUCGACGACGGCGUGGAGGGUGUCAGCAUGGUGACUCUCGUUCGUCGCAUACGAUUAGGAGUCGCAGGCUGGGUAGACUGCGCGCGUAGUUGGAGACGCUCUACAUCGACUGUGGUGGCCAUCGUCGCUGUCCUGUGCGCUGGCAGCCAUUGCCAUCAGACAAGCCACAGGCUCAAUAGCCACGGGCACUAACUUACUUGGCGCCUAGUUUAUAUAAGAUUCAAUACAUUGUACUGGGGACCCUUGAACGUUUUGAUUAGAG